Mirounga angustirostris (Northern elephant seal) is the source of this 2221-nucleotide messenger RNA. RefSeq names its product NADH:ubiquinone oxidoreductase subunit A10 (gene NDUFA10). Gene Ontology annotation, cellular component: cytoplasm. The transcript is spliced from 10 exons. Gene Ontology annotation, biological process: mitochondrial electron transport, NADH to ubiquinone. NCBI's taxonomy places the organism in Eukaryota, Metazoa, Chordata, Mammalia, Carnivora, Phocidae. The record is from RefSeq and is a predicted model, not a curated record. Bases 82 to 1128 code for a protein of 348 amino acids.
CGGCGGCGCGCCGGCCGCGGAAGAGGACCCCGUCGCGACCGCGUCCCCUCGGGUCCUUGAGCCGGGGCCGACCGCGGAGCAAUGGCCUCGAGGCUGCUGAGAGUGGUCCCCGCGUCGGCGUCGGCGUCGGCGCAGGGCCUGGCGGUGGUCGCCCAGCGCGUGGCGAGAAUUCACACAAGUGUACGGUGCAGGCUACGGUAUGGCCCUUUGGCGUACAUACUCGGCGAAAGAACAACCAAAAGAUUCACAGAACGCAGCAAGGUGAUAACUGUAGAUGGCAAUAUAUGUUCUGGAAAAGGCAAGCUUGCGAAAGAAAUAGCAGAGAAAUUAGGCUUAAAGCACUUCCCGGAGGCAGGGGUGCAUUACGCAGACAGCACCACGGGAGAUGGGAGGGCCCUGGACAUAGAGCUCAGCGGCAGCUGCAGCGUGGAGAAGUUCUACGACGACCCGAAGAGCAAUGACGGCAACAGCUACCGCCUGCAGUCCUGGCUGUACGCCAGCCGCCUCCUGCAGUACGCGGACGCCUUGGAGCACCUGCUGAGCACGGGACAAGGUGUUGUAUUGGAGCGCUCCAUCUUCAGUGACUUUGUUUUCUUGGAGGCGAUGUAUAACCAGGGAUUCAUCCGGAAGCAGUGUGUGGACCACUACAACGAGGUGAAGAAGGUCACCAUCAGGGAAUAUCUGCCUCCUCACGUGGUGAUCUACAUCGACACGCCCGUUCCAGAGAUCCAGAGUCGGAUUCAGAAGAAAGGAAACCCACAUGAAAUGAAGAUUAGCUCCGCCUAUCUGCAGGACAUCGAGAACUCCUAUAAGAAAACCUUCCUGCCGGAGAUGAGUGAGAAAUGUGAGGUUUUACAGUAUAGUGCAAGGGAAGCUCAAGAUGCAGAAAAGGUGGUGGAGGAUAUUGAAUACCUCAAGUACGACAAAGGGCCGUGGCUCAAGCAGGAUGACCGUACUCUUCACCAUCUGCGGAUGCUGGUUCAGAAUAAGCUGGAGGUGCUGAAUUACACAACCAUUCCUAUCUAUGUCCCGGAAGUCACGAUCGGAGCUCACCAGAGUGACCGCGUCUUCCAGAGAUUCAUAGAGCUGCCCGGCCUGCCCUCUAAGCCGUUUCCUCCUCUCCGCUGACCACGUCCUGUCUGUACCUGAAGCCUCUGGUCCUGUGGGUCAGGCCCGGUUUCUCCCUCCUCCAGCGCCUCCGCUUUCUGACUAGCUUUACAUACUCUGUAUUUCAUGAGGUUAGAGAAAAUGGGAUUUAUCCGUGCCCCUCAAGACCACUAGGACACGGUGGGCUUCAUGGGUAGAGGAACUCAGAGUUUUUGCCCAGGAGAAUGAGUGAAUGUGUGUAAUGUACUCUCAGCUGGGUCUGUCCAAGCCCCCGGCAUGGGAAGCUCUGUGGAGCGUCCCCGCUGUGUGCGAGAGCGAGGCGGCUGGGAGCAGCCUCGAGUGUCACCUCCUCACAGCACAGAUCCCAGCCCGGCUUGUACCACCUUUGCAUACAAAAGGUACCUGUUUCUGCCGCCUCUGAAGCCUCCCCUGGAGCUGCCUGGCUCACUUGUCCCCUGGUCCCCUCGUCGCCGUGGUCACUUUCUCUUAGGGCAGCGGACAGCAUGGUUUUUUAAGAUGAGCCAGAGAAUAAAUAGCUGAGCUUUGCAGGCCCCGCCCCCUCCGUCACAAGGACGCAGUUCUGCCCGGGCGGAGUGCAAGCAAGCGGCGGGACGAGCCCUGGCGAACUUGUUUGUACAGAACAGUUGUCAGCCGGAUUUGGUCUGCGGGCCGUAGUUUGCCUACCCUGCACUAGGCAGUAAAUAACAAGGGAAUGUGGGAGCCCUGACUCACCCACACAGUGUGAGCGGAGCGUCAUCAUCUGGACCAGGGUCUUGUGCAUAUUAAAUUAAAACCCAUUCUGAUUGCUGUGUCAGCAUCUGUUGUUUAUUUUCUCCUUAAGUAAGCAGUUCCAGUUCUACAAGUUCACCUUAAGCACAUAAAUCUGGAGGGGCACAUCGAAGGGUUAUUUCUCAUCAGGAGCGCUCAGAGCAGGGGUUGGCCACUUGGGUGGUGAUGGGCCCACAGGUGCGUGCAUGGGCCAGAGGGGCUGGUGGCCUAGAGGGUCGGGGCGGACUCAGAGCCGGAGGACAUGGGUUUGCAGUCCAGCUCCAUGGACAUUCUAGCUGUUGACCUGGACAAGCUACUCAGCCUUUCUUUUGUGGAAAAAAAGAAA